AUGGACUCCAUCAAAACCAAUAACGUCCCUCAACCCACGAAAGAAUCCAAGCCCAUGACCAGCGUGGAAGAAUACCAGCGCCGAUGGGCCCAACUCAUGGACGACACAGCCAAGCAAAUCCAAAAGAUUCGAGGUGCGCAAUUCCGAUUCUCCGGCGUCCCUGAAUGA
Molecule: messenger RNA, 168 nt
Organism: Penicillium subrubescens
Lineage: Eukaryota; Fungi; Ascomycota; Eurotiomycetes; Eurotiales; Aspergillaceae
Exons: 1
Coding region: 1-168 (55 amino acids)
Source: RefSeq, a predicted model, not a curated record